GAUCCAUUGGUGAACAAAUGAUGCAAUGCUAAAAUAUGCCAGAUAUGUUACCAUAUUGGAUAGCCUGAGGAUAUUCAAAAUGAAGAAGCCAAUACCUGUAGACAAAGCAUCUUGAAGAGAAAGAGGCCAGUGUGAGUGUGUGACUGUAUCUGUGUGUACACAUGCGUGUAUGUGGAUGAGAUUUCAUAGGCCAUGUCUGUCCCCACCAAAGUAGAGAGGACAGUAUGUGUCCUCCUUCCCACCAAGGAGACAUUGGACAUCACAGUGGGGCUAAAAGCAACGGGUCAAGAUGUGUUUCAUAGUGUCUGUGAGCUUCUCGGGGUUAAAGAGCUGCACUACUUUGGAUUGACUUUAGUCAAAAACAAUGAGCACAUCUUUCUGGACCUGGAAGAGAAACUUGCUACGUACUUUCCUAAGGAGUGGAAACAGGACUCAGGAAAGGGGUCACAGAGGAGGUCAAUCCCUCCCCUGCUCUGUCUGAAGGUCCAGUACUAUGUGGAGAAUGGCAGACUCAUCUGUGAGCGUAAAGCGAGAAAACUGUACUACUAUGAUCUGCGGGAACGUGUCCUGCGCUCAGAAUGCCGACAGCAGGAGGAAGUGUAUUUCCAGCUUGCAGGAUACGCCCUACAGGCCGAUCACUCUGACCACCCCUCAGACAGCCACAGUCAGGGACACACUGUGUAUUUCCAACCCAAAGAAUACUUUCCACCCUGGAUAAUUGCGAAGCGUGGCAUUGACUACCUGCUGUGUCACGGACCCAAGGUUCAUAAAGAGCUGUGGGGGAUGUCCUCGCGUGACGCUAUCCUGCUCUUUAUCAGAGAAUCCUGCCGUCUGGAGGAUGUCCCAGUCACCUUUUAUCGCCUACAGAAGGACAAGAAAGAAGAGAAAGGUUCAGCGCUCCUUGGACUCACUCUACGAGGAAUGCAAGUGUAUCAGGAGGUGAACAAUGUGCGGGAUCUGCUGUAUGACUUCCCCUGGUUUCAUGUGGGACGACUCACUUUUCUGGGGAAGAAGUUUGAGAUCCAGCCGGAUGGUUUGCCCUCCGCGAGGAAGCUGGUGUACUACACGGGUUCGGCUUUUCGUUCCCGACAUCUUCUGCUGCAUUUAAGUUCCUGUCACCGAUUGUACCUCAGUUUGCAACCUGCGCUCAAACACCUGCGGCAGCUGCAGGAGACAGAGGAGAAGAAGAGGUACCGUGAAUCGUACAUCAGUGAUGAGCUAGACCUGGAUCAACCGUGCAGCGAGGGCAGUCCUCGUCUGUCUCGACACUCCACCAGCAGCUCUGGCAUUGAGGCGGACACCAGGCAAAACAGCGUCUCUGUAGAGAUGGUUUCCAUGGAGGAGAAGGAAAAGUCCUUCAUCUCUGCUGUCAGUCACAGCUCCUCACACACCUCUGGCAUCGACACGAGCAGCAAAGCUCGGACUGAUGAAGAUGAGUGGCAGGAGGAAGAUUUGCAGGAUGUGGUGAAGGAGCCUGGGGAGGUCUCUGUGGACGAUCCUUUGGAUAUCUUACGAUUGGCUGAGCUGCUGGAGGGCGUGUCCGUCGACUGUCCCACCAUCCAAUCAGACACUAAAUUCAAAGGUCUACAAAUGAGUUCAGUUACAGUCAACGAUCAAGUGGACCAUUGUGAUCCAGACAGAAUGAAACAGGUUUUAAAUCAGAAGUCCCGUAACCCGGCCGACCGCUACAGUCUGAGUCUGGAUGACGUGCGACUGUAUUCCCCUCUUCUCCCUCUGGGAACGGCUUCGGUUCCAGAUACCUCUGUCAGCUACACGUUUGGGCUUCCGCAUUCCCCAACCAGCCUGUGUCCAGACAAUACUUCAUUUUGUGUCCAGCGCUCCACGAACUGCCUAUCUCUGGACCUGCUGGAUGAUAACCAGCCGCUUGAGCUUGUCCUUUAACAGGGCAAUGUGAACAAUUGUGGGUUGUUUUACGGAUUAUACAACAUGUAGAACUUUCUACAGAAUGUGUUAAUGAAUAAUCUUAGAAGAAUCUGGCAUUACUACGCUAAAACCGUGUCCUUGAUAAAACCUUUUCUUCCAAGUCAAUUCUAACUGGCUGUGACUACAAUAAGCAAUAAGCAAGAGGCCCCGCCCACAGUGAACUUUCAUUGGUCCAAAUCCUGUUCUGCGUGGCUGAACUGUAUAUUAAACAUCAAAACGAAACAUUUUCACAUUCUUUGUGGGCAGACAAAUUACCUGUUGGUUCACACCUAGUUAGGUCAUGGUGUAACAUGUUAUGCUACAAAUGUUGUUUAGGGAAGGAAACGUUAGACCUCUAAAUUUCACAUUUGCUCUAAAAUGGCUUGAGAAUGUCAAACUUGGAGGAACAUUCUCUGAAUUGCAUUAUGAAUACAGACAGAAGCUACCAGAAAAUCCACUAAGAAGACAAAAACAUGUCUUGUACUCAUGCAAUAAAAUGCCAUACGUUCCUUUAAACAAAAACGUUUAACUUGGAGUUCCAUUUAAUGUUUGAGAUCACACAGUUACAUUACUAAUGUCAAUAGUGGUUAAUCAUAUCAAAUAUGAUACAAAAAUUCACGUUCACUGUCUUUGGAGUCAUUUUUGGUCAUGAAACACACUGAAUAUGCACCACCUGUUCUCCUGUUUUAAUUGUGUACAGACAGUACUCUUGUUCCCAACCCGCUUAAAACUGCAAUCAGGAUUGGAACAAGGUUAAAAGGUCAAACCAAAAUAUUCCACGUAUGUUGUUUGAUGAGAUCUAACCACUGGUUUAAUAUACUCAAUAUAAUAUCACAUAGUUCUUUACUACACAAGUAAUGUUGAACUGUGAUGAACUUUUAAAAGAACAAUAAGAUCAAAGACUGGUUCCCUGUAUACAGAUCAUGUUUGUUUUGUUCAGGAUACAUGGAGCUCUUUUGAUUUCGAUAAUUACAAAACACACAUCAAGCCCUCAGAGGUUCUGUACAUAAUGGUGGGUGUAAUUUCUUUAUGUAUUGUAAACACACAUCCUAUUAAAAGUAUGCCCAUAUAUGUGUUCCUUUCAGUGAAAGGAAAAACAAUAAGAAUGAAUAGUAUGAAUAAACAUAGCUGGUGUUAAAUUCAGUAGUAUGUGUAUGUGUUUUUCAUUACAUAGAAAUACAGUAAACUGAUAAAAGCAAUUAGCUUAAA
Messenger RNA from Sinocyclocheilus grahami, 3132 nucleotides. RefSeq names its product FERM domain-containing protein 6. The transcript has 14 exons. Gene Ontology annotation, biological process: positive regulation of hippo signaling. The record is from RefSeq and is a predicted model, not a curated record. The coding region runs from base 193 to 1902 and encodes 569 amino acids. Gene Ontology annotation, cellular component: cytoplasmic side of apical plasma membrane; cytoskeleton. Lineage: Eukaryota; Metazoa; Chordata; Actinopteri; Cypriniformes; Cyprinidae.